AGUAUUUGGCUCAGAGUCUUAGACUUAGCCUGUUCCAUGGCUACUCCUUUGGAUUGCGCUGGCUACAAGGCCGAGUUUCGUCGCAUUCAAGGAGUGCUCAAUCUUCAGUUGCCAUAUUCCGAAGGAACCGCAAGCGAGAAACACAGCCCCUACAUUGUGCUCAAUGGCACUGUGGGCAAAGUAGUCGUGGGGAAGGGAGCAGCAACCGGGGUGGCAGCGGAUGGAGUCCAUCCAAUGGAGGACAAUCCCGAAUUCAUCCACUACAUUGAAUCCAUUUGGGUUGAGGAUCAGUUGGGCAAUCUGUUGUCGAUGCGCCACCUCUCCCCAGCCGAGCCGAGCCCGGCCACAAUGAUCUUCGAAAUCCCCCCAGGCACCACGGCUGUGCGUGCCUUUGAGUUUUGUAAUGUCCACGGCCUCUUUCGCGGGCCUGCGGUUUCGGUGGACACUCAGCAUAUCAAGCCGGAUGCAAACAUCGGAUGCUCCGUGCAAACUUGCGCGGAGGGAACGUCUGUGUCCGCAUGCCAAGCCUUCACCGGCGAGCUUUUGCGCAGAGCCGACAACACGCCCAAGAAUGAUCCAACCGGCAAACACAAGCCUUACUUGACCCUGCAAGGCACCCGUGCAACCAUCGUGGUUGGCAUUGGCGCUACUCCAGGCAAUGCGGGUGGAUUGAUCCAUCCUAUGCAGCCGUCAGACGAUCAGGAUAUCGUCCAUUGGAUCUCCCACAUUUAUGCCUUGGACGAUUUGGGGAACCUUGUGGCGUUGUGCGAAUUGUUGCCAACAGAUUCCGCUCCGGCCACCUGCAGUUUUGAAGUGCCCGAGGGCGUGCUAUUCCUGCGUCCCUUCGAGUUCUGCAACAAGCAUGGCUUGUAUGCCGGGGAGAUCGUGCAGGUGGCCGCGGCCAAUGCGACGGCGGAGCGCAAAUGCCGCAAACGUGAGUGUUCGGCGAGCCAGCCUUCGCUGGGCCCCUAUGAAAGUGAAGCUGUCCAAGCUUUGAUUCAGAGUCAGCAGGAGUCAGUCAACCGGAUUUCCUCCGUGAAUAUGUGCCGCCAGCAUUCGGCCAAGUACUUCAUCGCAAAGUCUGCACUCACGGAGGAGCUCCAAGGAUUGGUUGAUGGCCUCACGCGCCAAGGCGCCACGGACAGUGAUGUCGCUGAUCGCCUUGCCAUUUUCCCAGACCUCUUUGCGAGGCUGAACGCCCUUGGCGGCAGAUGGUCAGCCAUGGGGGUAGUCCUCCAGCACACCGUGAUCGAUGCCAAUGGCACAAACCCCGAGCUGCGCUUGGAGCUGAUUUCGGAGUCGGAGAUGCUCUUUUCCCAAAGUUCGCUGCCAGCAGGCCAGCAAACGUUUGCUGAUGGGAUGUCUGUUCCAAUCACUGACUCGGUGGACUUGCUGAUCAUCCAAGCAAGCUUCGGGAUGGAUUGGGGUCAUGCCAAUCUGAAGAGCCUUGGCCCGCACUACACCAUCUUCUACUCCCCCGACUUCACGAACGAAUUCGUGAAUGUCACCCUAUGUGCCAAGACUCAAGGCUGGAUGGGCAUUGGAUGGUUAAGCCCCACUCAUUCUGGAGUCCUGAUGAACCACACGGACAUGGUGGUUGCCUUUGUCCAGGAUGGGCAGGCUGUGGUGCAAGACCGCUUUGCGCGCUACAUCGAAGAGCCAUUGCGAGACGAGCUUCUCUCAGACCAGCGCUCGGAUGACUUGGGGAACUCGUUGAACGGCCAGAACGACCUGGAGCUCAUCCCGGGAGCAUUGGGCACGGCGGGCAAGGAAUGGUGCCCAGAUCUCCAAUGCAACACUGGCUUCUCCUUGGUCCAGUUCCGCAGAGCCUUCAAUACGGACGAUGCCAGCGAUCUGCGACUUCCAGUGAAAAGUGCCAAGAUCGGGCUAAUCCAUGCUUUCUCCACAAAGGACCCAAUUGAUGGGAUUUUGGUGCAACAUGUCUCAUCUUCCACUGGGUAUGUUGAUCUCCAGUGGAAUUUGGACUGUAUUCCAGGGACUUAUUUCGAGAUCACCAAUAUCGAAUGCAAGCCUUGUGACAAGGGCCAGUUCCGCCCUGCAUCAUCGCCCGUGUGGAAAUGCUUGCAAGCACCUCUGGGCUCAUUUCAAAAUGAGACCGGCCAAGCCGCAGUGAAGCGUUGCAAGGACGGCUUCACUACGGCGUCGGCAGGUUCCACAGAGGAGUUCGCUUGUGUUUGUCCAGGCCCAUCAUUGAACGCCCCCAAUGGCCGCUAUCACGUGCAUCGAUGUGGCACGGCUCCCUUGGUGGACGAGCUUGGCGAUGCUACUCCAUGUGCACGCCUGGGGGAUUGCUUGGAGUGCCCCGAGGGAAUGACCUGCAAGGGUUCACGAGACUUGCGCCUGGACCAUCCUCCAGCCGCCAAGCGACGUGUGGAAGAAUUUUGCUCAUCCUAUGCUUUUGCUGACACUGCCGUGUGCACCUCCCGAGCUUUCUGCCAGGCACACUUGGAUGAUCCAGACUGCGAGCAUGCACGGCCGGAGUUGAAGCCCGGCUUUUGGUCAGACCCAACUGAGCCCUUGUCCGUGUUCGUCUGCAAAAACGAUGUGCAGUGCCUUGGCGGUGUUCCCGGCUCUGUCUGUGCCACGAAUCGUGAGGGCGUCAGCUGCGGGUUAUGCAAGCCCAACCACUUCGCGGACGGCCUCGGGGAAUGCGCUGAGUGUCAAGGCUUCGACGCCGUCCCCGGCGCCAUCGGCUUCAUCGCGCUGCUCAUCGCCAUCGCCCUCCUGGGUUGGCGAACCAGGCAAAGGAUCUCCAAGAGCUCCAAGCAAGCCGUCUCAGCUGCGAUCAUUGCGACGCAGGUCGGAGUCAUGAUCCAAACCCUCGGAGUGUUUUCCGAUUUGACCUUGGUGUGGGAGAAUCCCGUGAGAUCCCUUCUGGGGGUGAUGCAGCUCAUCAACCUUGACUUCAAUAUCGUGAAGAUCCAGUGCUACGUUCAAGUGGACAAUCCUGCCAUGAAUGUGCUCGCUAUGGUCUUGUUGAUCCCGGCCUUGGCGGUUGGUGGGGCACUUGUCGCGGCCGUCAUGUCUCGGGUGAAGGGGGACCAGUUCAGCUGGCCCCGAUACCUGAAUGUGGUUGGCCUGGUAUUUCUGUUCCUGUACCUGAGUAUUUGCAUGUCGCUCACACGACCCGUUCACUGCAAGCGCAACCCCAACGGCUUGCAAACCAUGGUGUCCAGCCCUGCUGUCGUAUGUUGGGUUCCAGAUCACAUGUUUCUAGCUACUUUGGCGAUUACAGGUCUUGUGCUCUAUGGGGCAGGCUUUCUUGCUUAUGUUGCUCAGAUUGUGUGGCGCUAUCCAGCCUUGGUAAAUAGUGGUCAUGGAAUGAAGUUGCUCGUUCAGUAUCACUUCCUAUUCAAUCGAUUCAAUGGCAAUGGGUACUACUGGGGCCUAUACUUCAUCAUGCAGAAGGUCUUUGUUGCUUUGGUGCCUAUCUUGUUUCCCAACUCGGCAGCAGUGCAGAUUCUUCUCCUGGCAGCGUUCAUCAUGCUGUACUUGGUUAGCGUUACAUAUGUGACACCAUGGGUGACGGGGCUUGCCAACUUUGCAGACAUCUUCCUGAAUGCAGGUCUGCUGUUCUUCCUGUUGAUUGCGUCUUUCUUGGUGGAUGGCAACGAUGCAUACACGAGGGCCAUCAUCGGCGUUGUUCUGAUGAUAGUGAUCCUUGUCAUUAGCUUGGUGCUGACUGCGUUGGUGCUCCGUGUGAUGUACACCAAGCUCUUCCCUGGCAAGAUGUAUGACAUGUUCCUAUGUCACCAUAAAGCAGGUGCUGGGGUGCUGUGCCGAUGGCUGAAGGGUGAAAUUCUUCAGCAGACCAGGAAAAGGGCAAAGCUCUUCUUGGAUUCAGAUGAAUUGGAAGGCCUUGCAGACAUUGGCGACAUCGUGAAAAGCCAGUCAAGCACCUUGGUCAUUGUGGCCACCAAGAUGGUAUUGUCCCGCCCGUGGUGUGCAGUGGAGAUUUGCUCAGGGGUAGCCAAUCAGGUGAGCAUCGUGAUCUUGAAGUGUCCUGACUUUGAUUUCUACGAUGAGGAAGGCUUUUGCACUCUGAGGGAAGGCUGGAGCAACUCUGAUUUGAUGAUUUUCGCUCAGAAUGCCAUAGACCCCCAAGUCAUAGAGCAAAGCUAUCGUCUCUUGCCGAGCCAACCCUUGGUGGAUUUCAACGCCUUUGCUCCGGUCAGUGAGCAGGCCAUUGCCGUGGCAGAGCUGUUGCACCACAGCAGCUUGGGCGGUCAAGCUGGAAGCAAAGAAGUGGAAGAUUUGGCGCCUGAGAUUAUUGUCUUGGGUUCCCUGACAAGUGCAGAAGGGCGGUUGACUUGCCAGGUCCUCCAAGGCAUGUUGGUGGAACGUCUUCGCAGGCCAAUGAUCUUUGCUUGCAAGCCAGAACAACUUCAGGACGCCGUCGUGAGCGCCCAAUACAUGUUGGUGGUGCUUACCAAUGGCUUAUUGCAAGACAAGUGCUUUCUUGAAAUGCUUUGCAUGGUCGAGCAAGUUGAGCCGAAGUUGGAGAUCGUCACUGCUCUGGCGGAUCAGGCAUUCGAGUUCCCUACAGCUGCAUACUUUGAGCGGCUGGAUGCGGAGUUGGUACAGUCAGUGAAACGCGUUGUGAACAUUCUGGCCUUGCCCUUCUCUCCGCAGGUCUCUAUCGCCGUCAUGUCUGCACAGGUGGAUGAGCUCACUCGCCGCUUCAAGUUUCAGACUUCGGUGACGCGCGUGACCACAAUGUCCACAGCCGGAAAUUCGGCGUUAGGAGAAAGGCUGCCUAGCAUCUCCGACAGUGCCGAGAGUGACGACAAAGUUGUGUACAGCUUUGAUAUGUAACGUUCCAGAGACGUGAUCCCUAGUAGUGGCCUCGGAUGGUAGAAGGCAUCAUGAGUGCCCAAUACAUGCGGGUUCUUCCCAAUGGCUUCUUGCAAGCGAUACAAUUUUGGGACAUGCUGCGCAUGGCCGUGCGGAUCAGGUAAUACUUUGAGCAGCUGGAUGCGGAUUUGGCACAGUUCUGAAUGACUGUGCAACCGGUUGUGAAUUUCCAGCUUGCCUUAUUUUUGUGCAAAACCUCCAUCCACGUCAUGUUUGCAGUUGAUGAACUCCUUUGCCGCUAGUUUGAAGAGACUAUGUGUCGACCACAGCGGAGAAGCUGGAAGGAAAGCUCGCUGGUAUUGCGGUGCGGAGGGCGAUGACCAUCACUUUGUGUCCAGAGGCGUGGAAUGUUCCAGAUGCGGGUUUCGGUCAAAAUAUCCAGUCAAUGGCCGGAAGGCC
This is a messenger RNA of Effrenium voratum, 5274 nucleotides long. NCBI's taxonomy places the organism in Eukaryota, Dinophyceae, Suessiales, Symbiodiniaceae. The record is from the annotation of a GenBank genome assembly.